Molecule: messenger RNA, 4773 nt
Organism: Poecilia latipinna (sailfin molly)
Lineage: Eukaryota; Metazoa; Chordata; Actinopteri; Cyprinodontiformes; Poeciliidae
Exons: 2
Coding region: 39-1271 (410 amino acids)
Biological process (GO): regulation of DNA-templated transcription; circadian rhythm
Cellular component (GO): nucleus
Molecular function (GO): DNA binding; DNA-binding transcription factor activity
Source: RefSeq, a predicted model, not a curated record
CCAGACGAACCAGUGAGCUGCCGCUGCUGGAGGAGGAGAUGCCAGAGAGAUGCGGGACUCUGCGGGACUCAAACAGCCACACGACUGCAGCGCUUCGGGUUUUUAGAAGAGGUGGAGCCCUAGCCGAGCAGUGCAGUUUGAACAUGGCAGCUCAGACAGUGGGAGCUGCCUUUGACGUGAUGCCCCCUCUGCUCCAUGCAGAGACUGUCGCUCUUGGAGGACCAGGUUCUGGUUCUGGUUCUAGCUCUGAAUCCUACAUUGAGAAAACCGUUUCCAACCUCAAAAUGCAGACAUACGAGCCCCGCUCCUUCGGACUGGAGUUUCACGAGAGCCUUGCCAGUCCAGAGGACGUUGCUGCAGCAGGUUUCGACGAGAGUAACGACGGUGUGCGUCGCAAGCGUGAGUUCACCCCCUGUGAGAGGAAAGACGAAAACUACUGGGACAAGAGAAGGAAAAACAACGAGGCGGCCAAGAGGUCCAGGGAGAAGAGGCGGGCGAACGACAUGGUGUUGGAGCGCAGGGUCCUGGGUCUGCUGGAGGAGAACGCUCGCCUGAAGGCCGAGGUGUUGGCCCUCAAGUUUCACUUCGGGAUGGUCAAGGACCCGUCUGAUGUGUCCAUCCUGCCGUUGUCCACACCACCCAGUUUGACCCACAGUAGCACCGAUGGCCUCUCAUACUACAACACCCACCAAACCCAGCCUGUGCAGCAGGGUGUCCGGACAGAAAUGUCUCCACAGACUGGCAGUAGAGACUCCAGCAUCCGUCCAUGUGUCCCACAGGCAGACAGCACUGGGUUUUAUGUUGAACCGCUGGACGAGUGGGUCAGGCCUCCUCCAACACAGCAUCCACAGGCGUGUGAGGCAGCGAGCGGCAGAGCAGACUCAUCCGACGGACUGAGGAACCUCCCACACAAGCUCCGGUUCAAAAGUCAACCCGAUGGGAGGAUGUCUUCAUCACCUGAUAGCAGACCUGUUGGCCCACCUGUAGCAAUGGUGGAGCCGAACAUCCAGGUAAAAACGGCCCAGCAGGUGGGAUGGGCUGGUCAGGCCGAUGUCCAGGCUCCUUAUGGGUGUGAGCAGCAGAAGCAGCAGCAGCAGCAGCAGGUCCGGGACUCGUCCUGUGGACUCGGUGACUCCUCGUUUCUUCAGAAGUCAAAGAGGAAGUUCUCAGGAGGAGAUGUGAGUCUGAGGUCGCACAUCAGCAGUUUGUCGCAGGAGGUGGCUCAGCUCAGGAGGCUCCUCUCCCAGCAGCUUCUCCAUAAAAUCCCUUAAAAAAAAACACACACACAAAAAAAACCUCAAACCCAAACGUUGACAGAGAUCUCAUCCACUCAGACAUUCAGCUUAUAACUAAUCUCUGCUAAAACGGCAAACUUUUUUAUAACCAAUCUUUAUUUCUAGGUAUGGAUAAACCUAACGGUGACUUUUACAUUUGAUUGAGUUAACGUAUUAGUAAGAAGACUGUGGGGAACGGGGAGCGCUUUAAGAAAAUAAAAGAUGUAACGUUAAUUCCCACUGGUUUGUACCACAAUUUAAACCAUAUGGUUUGUUUGACAGGAUAUUUUUUCUUUUUAAUUAUGAAAUUACUUAUGCUAAAGUUGUAAUUAGUGUGAUUAAAAUGUUUUUUUCAGUGUUUUAUUCUGUCUGUUGAUCCACACCAGCACAAAACCUGUUAGGUCUGACCAGGCCAGUUGCAAAACUGACUUCCUCUUAAUCCGUUUAAAGCUUUAAUUGCUUGUAAAAUAUUAAUAAUAAUAAUAAUAAUAACAAAAUAUGACCUGCUUUUAAUAAGAAGAAAGGACAAAAGCAGUGUCUCAAUGGCAGGAGUUUGAAUGAAGAGAUCAGUGGGUGUGUAGAGUCACAGAUCAGGUUAUUUUCCAUUUUUCUGUCUUUGUUCUCCCUACUUGGUAGAGCAAAGCCAAGCAGCUGACAGGCAGCUGAGACGGUGUGACGGUCUAAAGUCUUUGUCAGAACCUGAACUGUUUUUGCCCUUCAUGUUGCUUUUAUAAAGCAGUUCUGAUUAAAAAAUUUAGAUUCUUGACAGAAAACCUUCAGAAAAAAAACCCUUAAUGGCAAAUUAAAAACUGAGCUCUCCUCCACAGACACUCCAUCCCCACAUAGACUUCUUGUGAUGAUGUGCAGUGACUGGUGUCUGCUGUGUUCAGUGCUUUAGAGAAAGUUGUUUCCAUCCCCUGACUUAUACUUUUCAGUAACAUUUUCUCUGAUUUACUUGUUUUUUUUUUGUUUUUUGUCUGGCCAGGAAUACUGAUGAACCAGUGAAUGAACCUUUCAGACACAGACCUCUUUAUACUACAAUCACUUAGGUGAUCUCCAUGUCUCCCUAUUUCACAGUAAGUUGAACGGAAAACUGGAAAACUUAGCACCAAUUGGCUGGUCCUCUGUUGAAUUAGGUCAGAAACUUUAAAAGAGCUGAACAUUUAUGCAAUUCCUUAUUUAAUGUAAUAUAAUUUGUAAUUAAUCGUCAUUAUUUUGUUGAAAUCAGUUUUAACUUUGACACUGAAGGCUUCUCCUUUUUUGUGUGCGUCAAGAAAGCCAAAUUUUAUUACUGAUUGAGAUUGAUUUGUAAAAGCAAUAAAGAGGAUAAAAUAGCUCCCCAGGAUGAAUAUUUUAGCCACUGUGGUCAUAAAUCCUGAAGGAAAAGGACUAGGCAGUCUAAAGUGCACUUGUGUAAUGCUGCAGGUCAAUAAUAAGCACUGAAGGAAGACCGUAACUGGAAGGCUCAAAAAGGAAGGAUGUUGAAUAGUAAUAAAUAAAUUGAUAAUUAUUAUUUAGGAAGGUACAAUGUACAGCUCAAACAUAAAUGUCACCAAAAGCAUAAGCUAAUACGCAUCUGCAGUCAAAGUCUGGCCUUGAGUUCAAUACAAGUGGUGUGAAUUCAGAAAGGCCUUUUGUGCUCCAAAAUGCAACACAGGCAUUUCUUUUAGUUUGAUUAGAAUUAGUUUGAUUGAUUUGAUUAAUGAAUUGAAGGUUACUCUACUCGGCUUCUCUGAUUCAAAUUGUUAAACCUCAUUUGACCAACUUCGCUCUGUUGCCGUUGUUUUAUUAAUAUCAGUCGCUACGUCGAGCAUGAGAACUGAAAACAAACAUACAUGUUGGGAAGAUGUAUAAGGUUUCUGAAAACUUUUAUUUAGCUCUCUGACAUUGGCACAUACGUAAAAGGUCGGGUGAUGCAAAUGUCAAAGUUUUAUGAGUCCUCUGAGCCACAUUUAGCAGUUAUUGGCUCUUUUAAUCAGCUGUCCAGCUCCCUGCAAUUUCAAUCCUACUUUUACUCACACAGCGCCUUCAAGAUGAACUCCCACUGACCAACAGAGCCGUCUGUUUGUUUUCAUGAGUUAGUUGUUAAAUGGAAUAGCUGGAAAGGUCAGCUGGAGAUUUGGAAGAUCCAGUUUGGUCACGUGCAUUUCAAAAGUUGAAUUCAACCGGGACAUUUCAAAAGCAAUAAGAAAUUAUUGUUGGGGCGUUAUGUUUAAUAAAGCAGAUGUACUCCAAUUACCUCAGUAGCUAACCGAGCCACGCUUUAUAACAAAAAAAUCUUUGAACCGAUUCAAAAGAGCAGUAAAUUAUUAACUAAGAGAAAGAAAAAGAUUAGCAACAUCCUGAAAAAAACAUGUUUAUAUUUGCCCAAAACUGAGCUACUUUGCUUUCACUACAAUACUCAGGAAAAAAAGAUCUAAUUUGAAAGAGCUGGGUGACAUUUAAGUUGAUGUAUUCUGGGAACUGGGUCAUUAAUUCUUGUCUUCUUUAGGCAGGACAUCUAAAAUAAUUUGAAAUAUCAACGAAAAGUUAAUUCAUUUCACUCAUUUCAUUCAAAAACUACACCGCACCCCACUCUCCAUGUCUUGUGACUCUCCCUCAAACUCUUCACUCUUCUUACCGUUUUUUUAAAAGUUGCAAUACCUCCGUUAUUUCACGCAAGAAAGUGUUUUCCUUCUUACGCAUGAAGCUUAAGGCUUCACUAGCAAAGAUGACCACAGCACAGUGAUAUGAGGCAAAAUGUUUAUUGAACAAAAGACUUGAAGGGGAAGGACGGACUGGGUUUGGAGAUGGGUCAUCUGGGGCAACUUGCUGAUGAAUGCUUAGGAGGAAAAGACUCAGCGUGAGGAAGAAGUCUUCAGGAAAUGACCUUUUCCUGAGCCAAUGCAGGACCAACCAGAUGGGACAUGAAACAAAGAGGACUGGAUGGAAAUGAUAAUAAAAAGUAGAUAUGAGGAUGAGGGGGAUAAGAAGGGAUGAGGAGAGAUGAAGAGAUGUCCAACGGAGGGUUGGGAUUGAAACAAAAUGGCUGACAGUGAAGGCUGAGUUAAAUGGAUACAAACAGACUGCUGGGUAAUUAAAGCAGUGUUUGAAGGAACAUAACUAACUCAUAAGGUAUUGUUUUUUUAAUUUUCUUUGUCUAAUUAGAAGGUCUUAAAAAUAUGUUUUAAAAUAUUUUAGACGGUUUGAUGUUAUUUGUUUUCUGAGCAGUGACAGGUGGAGGGACGUGUGUUCAAUCAGAAAACCUAGUGCUGGUUUUGUGGCAUCAGAGGCUUUUAUUUGCAAAGUUCAGACAGGACAGAGACGUAAAAAGAACGGGGUGAGACAUGCAGCAUAGACCUUUAUCUGGAGCUCGAGGACAGCCUCUGUGUGAGUUUCCUGUUCCACCAUUACACCAUCAGAGCCCCAGUUAAUCAACUGGUUACUGUAAUGCAGAACAGGAGUGUAUGAAAUAACAGACAAUGCUCCUAAUAAAGAUCAAACUUAAGUAACACAUUGA